CUGGAGACUGAACUCGGGUCAGCCAAUCAGAUGCGCCCUCGCACAGGAUGUGUGAGCGGCUCGUCGAUGCGUUGUGCGCAUGCGCGCAACACUGCCUCCAACAACAAGAAGCAGGAGCCAGCAAACAUGGCCGACCUGGGCAAGAAGUACUGCGUGAACUGCCUCGCAGACGUCACCAACCUGCGGCUCCGCUGCACCGACUGCCCUGAUAUCGAGCUGUGUCCGGAGUGCUUCUCGGCGGGGGCAGAAAUCGGGAAUCACCGCAGAUGGCACGGCUACCAGCAGGUCGACGGCGGUCGCUUCUCUCUCUGGGGUCCCGACGCAGAGGGAGGAUGGACCAGCAGGGAAGAGCAGUCGCUACUCGAUGCCAUCGAGCAAUAUGGAUUCGGAAACUGGGAGGACAUGUCUGCUCACGUCGGACCCUCCCGUACCCCUCAGGAAGUGAUGGAACACUACGUUACUAUGUACAUCCACGGAAACCUGGGUAAAGCCUGCAUCCCUGACAGCAUUCCCAACCGGGUCACUGACCAUACUUGCCCAAGUGGGGGCCCUCUGUCACCCAGCCUCACCACUCCUCUCCCUCCGUUGGACAUAAGCCUAGCAGAGCAGCACCAGUUGGGCUACAUGCCGCUGCGCGACGACUAUGAGAUCGAAUAUGACCAGGAUGCAGAGAAGUUGAUCAGUGGGCUCUCGGUAAACUACGACGAUGAAGAUGUAGAAAUUGAGAUGAAACGAGCGCACGUGGACAUGUACGUACGGAAGCUCAGAGAACGUCAGCGACGGAAGAACAUUGCACGGGACUACAACCUAGUUCCUGUCUUCUUGGGACGAGACAAGAAAGACAAGGAGAAGGAGAAGCCAGGAAUGCUUGGCACUGUAGGUACUGCUGGUGUUGUAGCAGGCAUAGGAGCUGGAGGCAGUGGCUCCAGUGGAUCAGGUUCUGUAGCAGCUACAGGAUCGGGAUCUGUUCCUAACACACCUAAAAGAAAGAUAACCAAGGAAGAGAAGGAGCAGCGGGUGAGGCUGCGGGGACUUUGCCAGUUUAUGGCCCAUCGAGAGUUUGAGGAGUUCUUCGAGAACAUGCACAAAGAGCGCAUGCUGAGAGCCAAGGUGCGGGAAUUACAACGCUAUCGCCGCAAUGGCAUCACCCGUCUGGAUGAGAGCGCAGAGUACGAAGCCGCACGUCACAAACGGGAAAAGCGCAAGGAGAACAAAAGCGUAGUGAACUCUAAACGAGGCAGCGGAGGAGGCGGUGGACUCGGCUCGGGGAUGGGACUCGGUGGUGGCGUCGGAGGUGGAGGCCUUACUGGAGGAUUAGGGGUAGGAGGCGGGAUCAAGGACGAGGGAAAAGACGGGGAGUUCGCUGCCAUCGAGAACCUGACAGGCUUCGAGCUGCUGUCGGACAGGGAGAAGGUGCUGUGCAACUCUCUCAACCUCAGCCCAGCGCGCUACCUGACAGUGAAAACCAUAAUCAUCAAGGAUCACUUGCAGAAGCGACAGGGCAUCCCUGCCAAGAGCCGACUACCCAGCUACCUGGACAAAGUUCUCAAGAAGCGCAUCCUCACCUUCCUCACAGAGAGUGGCUGGAUAUCCAGAGACGCCUCCUAGCGAUGUAAGAGAUUGACAAUGACAACUACUGACUUUCACCUUUGUGCGAUGGCAACUUUGUAAAUUUGUACAUUUGAGAGAAAAGAAGAUGCCUGAAAAAAAAAACAAAAAACACUUUUUUCAUUCAAAGGCAACAAACAUGAAAAAAACUUUAUUUUUCAUUGGGACGGAAGAGUGGAAUAUUACAAUAUGUACAUGAAGAACUGUAGCUACACCGUGAUGACUACACUGAUAAAUGGUUGUUGCGUGUUUGCAGAGAUCUUUCUAGUGUCGCACCAGUUUCAUUCAAGGAAGACUGCUUUUUCGCCACGCGUGAUAUUUUUUAACUUUGUCCAGAGUCGGAUCAGCUUGAUCGGUGCCUGGAAUUCUGAGAAAGAAGCUAUAAAUACAGGUAUACGAUUGUAACACACUUCCCUUCUUAAGGAUAUUGAAAAAGGAAUUAAAUGUUCCCUAGAAUGAGCACUUUUGCUGCCUUAAUAUUUGUUGGCAUUGGCGCUAAACAGUUUAAAAUGAAAAAAACAAACAAACAAAGGAUUGUAAGAUUUUAAAAAAUGGGGUAUUAGAUAUUAGGGUAGCACAUAAAAUAGUUAGUUGCUGGAGGAACUCGGUCUGAUCGAAAAUCAUUUCCUUAGCUGUCAAUGGAUCACUCACUCAUUUCGGGAGCAACGUUUCUUUUCUUUUGACAGAAAAAAGUAUUGCAAGAAACUAAACAGCUGGACACUGUGGUGUCACUUUUAACCAAAAAAAACCCAACCACCACUCCCAGGUUUUAGUAGGUCUGUGUGUAACUAUCCCUCUAAUUUAUUCAUCAAGUCAGUCAAGGUGCGAUAUCAGUUAAAGGCUAAGAGACUCCGACCGAUUUCUUCUUCUUCUUUUUUCUUCUUCUUUUUUUUCUAAUACACAAUUUGAUUGUUGUCAUGGGAAAAAGAAGAAAGUGAGCAUAUGUGAAUAUGAAAUAUGGGUUACAUUACCUAAGAUCACUGCAUGCAUUUUAGUUUUUGCAUUCACACUAAAAAUGACUGGAGAAAAUGACAUUGUGGCCCCUUUGUAUCACUUACCCCACUAAGUGCCUAGCUUGAUAUUUAUUAAAAAAAAAA
This is a messenger RNA of Cynoglossus semilaevis (tongue sole), 2705 nucleotides long. It is a transcript of the gene tada2b, whose product is annotated as transcriptional adaptor 2B. Bases 31 to 1608 code for a protein of 525 amino acids. Gene Ontology annotation, biological process: chromatin remodeling; regulation of transcription by RNA polymerase II. Gene Ontology annotation, molecular function: chromatin binding; zinc ion binding; transcription coactivator activity. Gene Ontology annotation, cellular component: nucleus; SAGA-type complex. The transcript has 2 exons. The record is from RefSeq and is a predicted model, not a curated record. Lineage: Eukaryota; Metazoa; Chordata; Actinopteri; Pleuronectiformes; Cynoglossidae.